Messenger RNA from Zophobas morio, 2471 nucleotides. Its product is annotated as mucin-2-like. The record is from RefSeq and is a predicted model, not a curated record. The transcript is spliced from 2 exons. The coding region runs from base 194 to 2407 and encodes 737 amino acids. Lineage: Eukaryota; Metazoa; Arthropoda; Insecta; Coleoptera; Tenebrionidae.
AAUUGGGUUAAUAAAAUAAAGUAAACAAAAUUUGAGCUUUCGGUCACAAUUUUUAUCAAUCUGCAUAUUAUUCUGAAGAAGAUUUGCACAUAUUUAUAAGUGUUACAUUAACAAUAACUGUUCAGUCCGGUAAACAGCAAACUUAUUGUGUGUAUGAAUUACAAAAGGAGUAAUAUUUUUCACAGUGAUUAAAAUGUUGAAGGUGUUAAUACUUCUUUUAUUUUUGUUCAUUUGUAACGAAGGUCGAGUAGUUACCUUUCGGAAAAUACCACUGCGUCCGUUUCGACAUAUUUACAUUUUCCACCGCAAUCCUAACAGAAGCUUUAAUCCAAUUCUGUCUAAAAAUAAUACAUCUACUACUCAAGCUAUUCACACAACAACUGAAGAGACAACAAAAAAUGUUAAUGUGGAUGAAAAAUACACAACGCCUUUAAAACUGGCCACUUCAGAUAGUAGACAAACAAGUGAACCAUCCGGUGCGGUUUCUACGAGUAUUAUUUCUACAACACCAGAGUUGAGUACUUCUAUACUGUAUACUCAUAGUGUUACUCCUACUAGUGAAAGUACACCCGCUAGUGUUUUAGAUGAAUUAUCUAGUACAUAUUCUCAAAGUACUACUACUGUACCAACACAAACUGUCACCUCUGAACUAUCUACCAUUCAUGAAACUACUCGGAGUAGUACUCAAAACACUAUUACUGUACCAACACAUACUGUCACCUCUGAACUAUCUACCAUUCAUGAAACUACUCGUAGUAGUACUCAAAAUACUAUUACUGUACCAACACAUACUGUCACGUCUGAACUAUCUACCAUUCAUGAAACUACUCGUAGUAGUCCCGGAAAAACAACCAGAAGCAUUUUAGCAUCAACAACAAGUACAGCUAAUUCAGAUUCUUCUUGGUUUUCAACUACUACAAUGAUCACUACAUCUAGUUCAGUAAAAACAACAAGUACUGAAUUAAUUAUUGACAGCAAUACAGACUCAACCUCUCCAAGUGAAAAAACUGUUCCUUCAAAUGUACCACCAACAUAUACAAUAUCAUCUAGUGAACCUACUUACGAAGAACAAUCUGGUGAUGGUAGUGGCGAUGAUGAAGAUUAUGAUGAAAAAUCAACAACUGUCACUGUUUUGCAAACCACUGUUGAGGAAUAUGGUAGUGCUAGUGGUGACGGCGAAGACAUGGAUACAACAACAUCAAGUGAAAAAUAUAGGACCAGUACUGUAAAGAGAGAUUCCAUUACAACAACUGGAAAACAUAGUAGUACCAUUAUUGUCGCUGGUACUACCCCUGCAACAAAUGAAGAAAGCAGUAGCGGUGAAGGUAGCGGCGAUGAUAAUUUCAGUGGAGAUGGUAUUGAAAACCCUGUUAACACAGAAGACCACUCUAUACCUAAGAAAAUUCCUACAGAUAUUGAUAUUACCGAGGACGACUUCACUUUUGAGGCAAUGGAGGAUUCGUUCGCUAUUCAAGAACAAAAGGCCGCUAAUCCAAAGUUUCUUGAAACGUUUUCCGCAUCCUCUUCGCCUUCAGAAAAAGAUAAUGGAGUAGAUUUUAUUCCAGAAGUUAUAAACCUUGACAACAAGAAACGGGUGGCGCAUCCGAUUAUAUUUAUAAACAAAUCUUGGACUCCAGCAACAAAUUUGCCAACACAAUUGAAAACCAAUGACCAUUUCUCUUCAGAUCUUUUAAAUUCUGAUUCAUGGAAAGAAAUAGUCGCUGCUUCUGAAAUAAUAAGCAGAAAUAGUAGUAGUGAUAAUGACAAUGAUAUAACAACAAAUUCAGUUGUAAUAGAAGAAAUUAGCACAGAAAAUACUAAUGAAGCAACGGACGUCUACAUUACAGAAUAUAUAUUGACAAAACCAAACAGCACUAAAGAACAUAGUUAUGAUAUUGAUAGCUACCUUGAUAAUGACAUUGAUAAGGACAAUUCUGCUAAUGAAGCAAGUUACGAACAUUUUGUAACAGUAACGGAUGUUGCACCUAAUUUGGAAAAUAAAUCCGAGAACAAAAUAAACCUGCUUAUGGAAAUGAUCACCAAAUACAGUUCAAAAAUACCUACUGUUUUUGCCACGUCAACAUCUUUUCCAGAUACAAAUACUACUAAAUUGGCACAAGAUUUGUACAACGAAAACAAGGUUACUGAAAAAACUUCGCUCUUUGACAAACAUGAUGAUAAAAAACCUUACAGUGUUAUUGCAGAACAGAUUUUGAAACUUGAACAUGGUAACCUUGAUGAAGACUACUAUAUUAUUGUUGAUGGUUAUGACUACGCCCCAGAAUCAUUAAACAAAAGUGAAGCCGGUCAUGAUAAAAUUGAAAGAACUAAAAAUCUUAAUGACUCAACUGAAUAUGUAACUGGAAACGAUUUCGAAAACAGAAAAAAUAAUACGAUUCGCAAAUGAAAUAAUAACUGGAAAAGAGAUAAGUGUAAGAUCUAUUAGCAAAAAUAAAAUAUAUUUCAAAGCA